This is a messenger RNA of Scleropages formosus (Asian bonytongue), 4214 nucleotides long. It is a transcript of the gene ube2d4, whose product is annotated as ubiquitin conjugating enzyme E2 D4. The transcript is spliced from 7 exons. Bases 222 to 665 code for a protein of 147 amino acids. Lineage: Eukaryota; Metazoa; Chordata; Actinopteri; Osteoglossiformes; Osteoglossidae. The record is from RefSeq and is a predicted model, not a curated record.
UCCUAGCGGUGCAGGAUGCUGGUGUCACCGGCAAGAGAGGAGCGAAUGAGAGAGAGCGGGAUCUGGCGAGCGGACAGCAGUUUAAUCUUAUAAAACACUUACAUUAAAUCUGGGAUAUCGGGACCGGAGGCCAAAAAUAGUCAGAGAGUGCAUUAUUUCAUUUCGCAUUCAUUGCGUACGUAAAUUUAUUGAACGGCGUGUAAUAAUAUCACAGACCAGCUAUGGCGUUGAAAAGAAUUCAAAAGGAGCUGACAGACUUACAGAGAGACCCUCCAGCUCAGUGUUCGGCGGGACCGGUUGGCGAUGACCUCUUUCAUUGGCAGGCAACAAUCAUGGGACCGAAUGACAGUCCAUACCAAGGUGGGGUGUUUUUCCUGACAAUUCACUUCCCCACUGACUACCCUUUCAAACCGCCAAAGGUUGCGUUCACGACGAAGAUUUAUCACCCAAACAUCAACAGCAACGGCAGCAUUUGUCUGGACAUCUUGAGGUCACAAUGGUCACCCGCCCUCACGGUCUCCAAAGUUCUAUUGUCCAUCUGUUCUUUGCUAUGUGAUCCGAACCCCGAUGACCCCCUUGUACCGGAAAUUGCACAUACUUAUAAGGCAGACAGGGAAAAGUACAACAGACUGGCAAGGGAAUGGACUCAGAAGUAUGCAAUGUGAGAACUCUUCAGGAAUUUCAGAUUGAGAAGCAAAGAAAAACACACACACACACCCACAAAAAGUUUUACACUGAGCAGAAGGGGGGAACGUUGGGGCGGGGAGGGAGAGGGGAACGAAAGUAAGCCGCAGACCCAGGAGCGAAGAAAGCCGGAGACGUCGGUGCGGGCCGGGUCCUGACUGCCGAGUCGCCGCCGCCGUGUGUCAUUUGUCGCGAACCGCGGUUCGCCCGUGCUGGAGCCAAGGGGGGCAGGGCCAUCACCCAGCGUUGCCUUGGAGACGGAGCAAACCUCAUCUCUGGGCGUACCCUGCCACCCCCCUGCAACAGGGACUGUCUUUUACUACUACUGCUACCACUUCUGCUUCAAUUACUUCCACUAAUACUACUACUGCUGUCAUCAGUGUUAUUAUUUGUAUGGUUACUGUUGGUUUUUAUUGCAUUACUAUUCUUAUAGUAAUGAAGAAUAUGCUACUGAAUGCUAAAUAUCGGAUUAUGCGUUUGGCUCUCCUCUGAUGAGGCCACUAGAAGCCCUGCUGGAUGUGAUGAAUUGCUGUACGAAGAGGGCGAUUGCAGUAUUAACUCGGCCAGAAUUCUCCACGACGUCACUCCGCCGAGGUAGAGCGGAGCGGCGACGAGACGGUCCGUGUCCGGCUGCCGGGCUUCUCGAGCUGCAGGAGCGGACGGUGACGUUCGCACGAGAGAAAGGAAAACUAACGUCGCGGCCUUCGAAGCGCUGUGGGAAGGCGGAGGGAGUAGUUCCGUAUCUGAAGGGUGCGUAUCGUCGCGAAGCGGAAGCGUACGCUCGCAUAUGCACGUUUACGAGUAGCCGCACCACGUUGGGAGGAUGGUCUUGCUUGCGCUGUGAUGGACUUGCGGUCUUUUUGUUUUUGUUUUUUUUUUUUUUUUUUUUUCUCCCCUCGUUUCUUUCUUUCCCUGACGUGAGGCACAAUCAGGGCUUGGCUUUGACCACGGACAAAGAAAAACGAAGAAGCAAGCUGCGUACCCGAGUUGAAGACACUCGUACCAUUCUCACGUUCUCCAUUUGGCCACGGAGGGAGCCGCGCUGAAGUUGGCUUCCGCGUGCCGUGUGGCGCCGUGGCUUUACACUCGGAAAGAGUUCCCCGCGUAGAGCAUAACUGGAUGUAACGCAAGAGCGAGCGGAUGAGCCGCAGAGCAGAGCAAAGCCCUGGCCUCAGGCAGCUGAGACAACUCCGAGGCUCGGAUACUCUGACCGAGGAGCUGCUGACACUUAGCUGUUCGCAAUUGCCGGCAUGAACCCCUGUUUUGGCGCAAGGUAGAAGCGAGGCGUUUUCGUGGCACGCUGGGUUGCCGGCUCACUUCAACACCACCUAAAAAGUACGGGAGCGCGGUGGUUUUCGGGACGUCCCAUUUCAGCCACCAUCGCUAAUGCGUGUUUCCAGGACGAGAGCAGAAGAGUGGACCUUCGGUGUCAGCAGCUCUCUGCGCUCUUCGAGUCCCACGUCGAGAACACAGCAGAUCUGAUAAAACUGGAAAAAAUAAAACACUAUUAAGGCUUUAAGUAAAUGGUGACUUACGAUUAAAUGUUCUUUCAAAGGGGUUUAAAAAAAAAAAAAAAAAGAAGGGUUUGAUCUCUCAUUUCUACUCUGAAGCGCAUGUCAUAGACCUGUUGGGGACGUAUAAUGCGUGUUUUGCGGGGGACGGUUUCUAACGGUUGGAGUGUUUCUUGAGCUGGAGUCGAUGGAGGCGUCCCGUGAACCGGCUGCGCUUCUCGGUAAAUUUUGUCCCUCGUAUUUUGCGUGAAAAUCACCGGGUAGUUAGUGCUGAACUCGAAGGCUUACAAAUUCCAAAAGUGUAUCCCUCUGCAAGGUUACCUCAAAUUACGACAGACGACUACAAACAGGCUGGUGUGAUAUAUCGUACGUUAACUCGUAAGCGUUAUCUGCGGAUUGUAACUACAAAUAGGCGCUUGUGAAGUAUAAUCAAAACUGACAAACCAACACGGAGCGGCCAGUACAUAUAUCUUCAUUUUAUUUAUUAUAUUGGUCUGGGGAAAAAAGUCUUUUGGAAGUCACUUCACUGGAAAAUAAUGAACACUACAACCGGACGGUUCUCUCUCAUUUUUUAAGACCCACUUCAAAAUGUGUUUAUUCGUCACGUUACGGUUUGCAGCAGUGUACUUAAGCAAUACCAGGUAGCUUUCCAUUGGUUUCCUUUAAAGGUGUUAAACUCUUGAAUGUAUCAAGAUGCUUGUUUUUUAGGAAACGUUCAAGUGCAAUGCCUAGCAGUGUUGUAUGCCUGCCCCCCACCUAUUUCAGACCGAACCCCGAUUGUAUUCAUUUCACACAAUACAGGUGCUAAUGCUCAUGCAUCAACUGCUAAGUCGCUGUCGUUUUUUGUGUCGGUCCAUUCGCCGCGAAGGUGGAUUUCGGGGUGUCUGCCCCCUAGUCGUCCGGGAAAAGAAACGAUCCCGCGGAGCGGAGCCGGGCUGUGGCGCGCGGAGCUCCACGGGCAGGCUUUCUCAAGUUGACUUCUGCUGGAUUUGACAGAUUUCCUAAAGAGAAGGACCACAGCAGUGUGCGGUAGCAGAACCAUGCUGCUCUGUGGGUGAAAACGGACUAGCGCAAGGACGGCCCAGGGCAGGAUGGCCUCCUCGCACCCGGGUAGACGUCCCCACCCUCUCUCCUUGGUCUUAUUACAUGGCGCUAGGUGCCACCAGAUUACACCUCUUAUGUGUAUAAAAAAAAAAAAAAAGGGCUGUGCCUCUAUUACCCCAGUUUUACUUCCUUUAAACAAAAACAUGUGUUCUGGUCAUUUUCAAUGAUUGAGGCCAUGUCUUAGGCACACUUGUUUUUAAAUUCUUUAUAUCCUCCCCCUCCUCCUCGGCAUGAGAAUUAAUUGGAAAACAACAGAACGAUUGUCAGCAUCCCUGUGGUGUUCCAGAAUGCUUUGAAUGUACUGUGUACUCUCGGUAUUUAUUUUAUUUUUUAUUUUUUAUUUUUAUUUUUUCUUUUUCUAAACCAGAGAGAAGAAGCAUUUGUCAUUGCGAUGAGUUGAACUACUGGAACUGAUUUAAAACAGCAGAAUACAUUCUUAAUCCUUUAUAUUUAUUAUUUUAUUUGUCUUCCAGCUGUCAUCUUGAGUACAAACAGCCUCAAUUCAUGACCUUUCCGUUCAGAGUUGGUUUUGUGUGACUAAGUGACGCUGAAGAUGAUGUCUGAGUCACUGGGAUGUAGGCCUACUAUGUGUUCUCUUCUGUUCCUUUCGCGGCAUCUUCUGCACGCUCAUGGAAAGUCACCUGUUUACAGCCAUACACAGAAUUUCAGGGAUUUUUCACUACACUUCAUAUGCCUCUCUGAUACAAUCUUAGCCUUAACGGUUUUGUUUAUCGUGUACAUAGUAUGAAAUGUCAAUCAGGGCUUUUAUCUUUUUUUUUUCCAAUUAUUUUUUUUUAAAAUCGGACAAGGAGGGCUCCACAGUUUCACGUCAGCAAAAGCUCAGACACACACACGGACACACACACACAGGUCCUGAUGAAUGAAAACCCUGCAUAUCCCCCGUUUCCAAAUUUU